CGGAAGGAAGGGUGUGGACGCUGAGCCGAGCCAGCGUGAAAAGCCGUUUGUGUUGAUAUGAAGGUUGAUUUUCUGUUUGUCCUGUGUCGAUCCUCGGACAUGGAGAGACAGGUGUGUUUCCUCCUGCUGCUGCUGGCGGUGCUGAACUCUGCUUCAGCUGGACGUGAGAAGCGAUACCGGGCAGUUGGUGAUACCCUCAUAAUGGCGCCUCCUCACUCUGGUCCUAUCACCAACAUCCUGUGGAAACAUAACGGUAAUCUGGUGGCUGAAUGGCUGAGUUCUGAGUUGCAGUACUACGGCAAGUUUAAAGACCGAACAACCCUGGACACAACCACUGCCCAUCUGAAAAUUACAGACAUGAGAGAAGCUGACUCAGGGCUGUACACGGUGGAGAUCAACUUCAUGGCCCAGGAUCAGAAGUAUGAUGUUAAAGUCAUCAAGAAAGUGUUCAAGGUACCUGAUGUGCGGGCAAGAUCACUGACUUGUGCCUCUGACUCAAAGAGCUGUGAUCUGAUUUGUAAUGGAGACACUACAGGAACUGAACCUGUCACCUACAGCUGGAAGACGGGAGACGGAGGGUGGAUUACAGGGGGAAAGAUCAUGACCAUCAAGAAUGAUGAGGAAACAAGAGGAAUUGAAACGUUCUCCUGCCAGAUGAAGAACCCAGUCAGUGAGGAAGACAGUGAUCCCUACAAGAAUCCAUUCUUUCAAAGAGGACUUCCAGACUCCGGAUCCUGGACCAAUGUUUUAGGGGUUGUCAUAAGAUCGCUGGCAUCUCUGGGGCUCCUGGGGGCUGUUAUCUUCUUCUUUUUCUUCUGGAAAAAACGAAACUAUCAGGAAACUGAUCUGUCCAUGUCAAUGCAGAAAAGAUGAUGAUAAAGCAGCUGAAAGUGGAAGCAUGUCAGUUCUCCUGUCAUGGAAAGUAAAAGCAGUGUGGCAGUUAAAUAUAACAUAAGAAAGCAAGGUUUGUUUCUUAUUAUUGCUUAGAAAUAUCAUUUGUUUGUGAUCGAUCUGAGUCUCUUUGCUGUUGUUUUGUCUUAGCACCAUUGUAUGUAUAUCAUCUUGCUCCGAAUGCUUCUGUAGUUUUACCUGAAUACAGUUGUUAAAGCAUGACUUUCACUUGUAUCUGAGUAUUUUUCUAAUGAAUUGUUGAAAGUUUGAUUUUAAGAUCCCCUCCAGUCGUGUUCAGAUAUAUGUGAUACUUAGAUGAACCAACAGAAAUCACUUGGUUUUGUGUCUUUGUGUUGGUUUGCAUGAUGAUGGCGCUAAAUCACCAGCCUGAUAAUCACCAAUGUUAUUACAAUUCAUCCAGAGGAAAACGUGAACUGCUCAAAUGGCUUCCUCCAACAGAGCAAUCAAAUCAGAGAGGAGAACCGCCUUCAUGCUUCUACCGAGCUUAAAAUCUUAAAGUAAAAGUCACCAUAAAUCUGUACCAUUCUCAUUUCCCCCAACCCCCCACUGCAGACACUGAAUAUCUCAGUGUCGCAAUACGGAAACCAGAUGCACCACAGAUUAGGGGAAGAGCAUCUGAGGAAGCAUUAACAUAUGACUGUGUGGUGACAUACAAAGAUUAACACUCCUUGUGUUUGCUCCUGUGUUGUUCUGAUCCUCAGACAUGGAGAGACAGGUGUGUAGUUGGCUCCUGACAGUGCUGCUGCUGCUGGAGGUGCUGAACUCUGCUCUAACCCAGUGUGUCCAGUUAAACUUGACGGUUGGUGAUACCUCCAUAAUGGCGCCUCCUUUCUCUGCUCCUAUCACCAGCAAACAUAAGAUUUAUCUGGUACGGCACGUUUAAAGGCCACACAACCACUGCCCGUCUGGAAAUUACAGGCAUCUGUCUCUUUGCUGUUGUUUUGCAUCAUUGUCGGCCUGUUGCUUUGUGUCUUAGCACCUCACCUUGUAUCAUCUUACCCAUAAUCCUCCUGUACUUUCACUUCAAUAAAUUUUUAAUGCAU
This is a messenger RNA of Toxotes jaculatrix (banded archerfish), 1955 nucleotides long. RefSeq names its product natural killer cell receptor 2B4-like. Lineage: Eukaryota; Metazoa; Chordata; Actinopteri; Toxotidae. The record is from RefSeq and is a predicted model, not a curated record.